Molecule: messenger RNA, 420 nt
Organism: Cetraspora pellucida
Lineage: Eukaryota; Fungi; Glomeromycota; Glomeromycetes; Diversisporales; Gigasporaceae
Source: the annotation of a GenBank genome assembly
AUGGAUCUUGACUGGUGUCUGAUUUGUGAUCAAAAGACCCAGGAUUCUUUAUAUUGCAGUGAAGAAUGUCGUUUCAAAGACCAUUUGUCAGCGUAUGCUUAUCUCACACCUCCGCCCUCUCCUCUUUCCUCUGGUUCUUCUACACCGACAAAGAGUAGUAGUACUGGUACUUCUACAACUUCUAUCAGCGGUAGUCUAUAUCUUUUCUAUAGAAAACCUUCCCCUGGUUUUCAGAUUCCAGUUCAUCACGAAUCAACUGUUUGUGCACUACCCUUGUCUCCUUUUAUGAAAAGAUCACCGCCAUCCACUAUUAAUCCUUCUAAACGACAUUCUUUCAAUAAUGUGACCGAAAUACCAUCCUUGAAGACUUCAAAUGUCACGAACAUGUCUUGCUCAUUGGACACUCAACAACACGUUUAA